Molecule: messenger RNA, 1011 nt
Organism: Malassezia pachydermatis
Lineage: Eukaryota; Fungi; Basidiomycota; Malasseziomycetes; Malasseziales; Malasseziaceae
Exons: 2
Coding region: 1-1011 (336 amino acids)
Biological process (GO): mRNA splicing, via spliceosome
Cellular component (GO): U2-type spliceosomal complex; RES complex
Molecular function (GO): RNA binding
Source: RefSeq, a predicted model, not a curated record
AUGCCUGACGAGAAGCUGCAGCGGUAUUUGGCUGAGCACUAUUACUCGGGGCCCAAGUCAGAGGCAGUACUGGAAAAGUACGGGGAUGGAAAGAAGAAGAAAAAGAAACGGAGAGCCGAUGCAGAAGGAACAGAUCCCCGAGCUGUCUUGAUUCGCGACGAAGGAUCGCUCUGGUUUGGUGAGACGGAUGAGCAUGACGAUGCAGAGGCAGAGACGGAGGCUGUACAUGUCGGUCCCAUUGUGCAGGACACUGCGCCGUCGUCGAAGCAAAGUCAAAAAUCAGGUUGGACUGCCAUUCGAAAGCCAACAUCAGAGGCGCCUUCUGCCCCCGAUACCCCCGUUCCGGAAGCGACGUCGCAGGCGGCGACGCCCGAGAUGGAAACGCGGCCGAAAGCUGGUCUGAUGUCGCGUGAGCAACUUCGAGCACAAAGAGAAGCACGGGAAGCCGCUGAGCGUGCUGCAGCGAAAGAAGAAGCUAUGCAACAAGACGAACAGUUACCGGAAGCGCAGCAGACGGUGUACCGUGACGCUCAAGGUCGACGUGUGAAUAUUGAAGAGGAAGAGGAGAGACUCAAACAAGAAGAGCAAGAGCGACUACGAAAGAAAGAGGAGCAAAAGCAAUGGAACCGUGGUCUUGUUCAGCGCCGCGAAGAGGCAGAGCAACGAGCUAUGUUGGACUCGGCUAGGCAUGAGCAACUAACAAAGUACGUGUCGCACUAUUGGGCUAAUAUUAGAUAUGCGGACGACAAGCAUUUAAACUCGGAGCUGCGUGAGCGGGUUCACUGGGACGACCCUGCACGCGCGUUCCUUACGCGACGUGCAGGCCGACGAGUAGUUCGACCACAAUACGAAGGACCUGCGCCACCACCCAAUCGAUUCGGUAUUAAACCAGGGUAUCGAUGGGAUGGUGUAGACCGAAGCAAUGGUUUUGAGCGUAAGAUGCUCAUGUCUAUCAACAAUGCGCAACGCAUCAGGACCGAACAUCAUGCUUGGUCUGCCGAGGAUAUGUAA